CUGCGUAAUGCUGUGUAAUGGAUCCCUUGAUUGCACUACACAGGUACUAUGCGAGAACUGGCAGCACUUCGAUCUGCGCUUACCAGAGCACACUAAGAAGAAGAAUAUGCUAUUGGUUGCCCAUAAUGGACUGCGUAAUCGGUUGGCCUCAAAACUGAAUAUGGGCGAUAUGCUAAUGAUGGAAUGGGAUGAUCCACUUACCGAACUUGCCAAUCGCUAUCAUGUCCAUUGUUUGAUACACAGAGUAGACGAUUGCGGAAACGAGACAGUAAUCGAUGAGGGCACGAUCUAUAAAAUGCAGCACGAGCGUGUAUAUGGAGGCAGACGUAAGGAUAUAGCCCGAAAUACAUUCUUUUUACCCAUCAAUCAAAUACACUCCAACUUCAUUGAGUUGGCUUUAGUCAAUUGGUAUUUUGAUCAUCAAAAACUGCCGAGACCGAAGCUUACCAAUUAUGAGACUUUCAAAUAUUAUGAGCUUAUAGGAGAUAACAAUUUUACGCAUAUGAUGUGUCCGCAAACAUAUCGUAUCGGCUGCUCAUAUGCAAAGCCACGUCGUCGCAUGCAGCGCGAAUAG
Molecule: messenger RNA, 574 nt
Organism: Scaptodrosophila lebanonensis
Lineage: Eukaryota; Metazoa; Arthropoda; Insecta; Diptera; Drosophilidae
Product: scoloptoxin SSD43-like
Exons: 3
Coding region: 8-574 (188 amino acids)
Source: RefSeq, a predicted model, not a curated record